AGACGCGGCGUUUUCGAACCUCGAACCUUGCGGCACCCGCGCGGCGCAGAGGCAUGCCUGCGCCAUUUCUGUCCUUUUAUCCAAUUGCGGGUAUCGCUAACGAGCUGAAGUGUUGUUAUAAGGCGUUGCUAAGCUGAAACAUCCACAAAGGAUGUAGGUGAGACGAAACUUUGCGUUUAUGAACGUAUCGUCCCAUAGGUGGAGGAGUGUCUCAGAAAGCAAGGGUUCCGACACCAAUUUUAACGUCAUUUCUUUCCAUGCGAGGUCACCACGAGGUUAAUGCUCAGCAUCCUAAGAGAGUGGUGGUGCUAUGGCACCCGCCGCUUUGGCGCCUUUAGAUCAUACAAACAAAGGCACGCUUACGCUGGUCAGUGCGUAAGCCUACUUUGCCGAAAUUUUGAGUCAUUCUGGCAACCCUCCCAAUAUGCUACGUAAACACGGUUAGCAGUAUCACUAGACUUCUUGUCUCGUUUCCGAACCAACAUUCACGUGCCUCAGAAACAGUCUCCACGGCUCUAACGCAUGACUAGUGUCACAAAAAACACCCCGUUCGUGGUUCCACAGGCAUGUUUCGGCUGUCCCGGAAACAGUACGGACUGUCAGCGUCCUCACUGCGUGGCGGCUGACGGUCGGCGGCGAGGACUGGUCACCGUCAACCGUCAGAUGCCCGGUCCCCCUAUAGAGGUGUGUCAUGAGGACACGGUGGUGGUGGACCUGGAGAACCACCUGGGCAGUGACACUUCCAGCAUCCACUGGCAUGGCUUGCAUCAGCGAGGCAGUCAGUUCAUGGACGGGGUGCCACACGUGACUCAGUGCCCCCAGUUGCCGGGCACCGUGUUCCGAUACACCUUCCGUGCCGAAAACCCCGGAACCCACUUCUGGCACUCCCACUCCGGUUUCCAGAGGUCGGACGGGGCGUACGGCGCGCUGACCAUCCGCAUGCCCCGCGAGCUGGACCUGCACGGCGCGCUUUUCGACACGGACCUGCCGGAGCACAAGAUCCUUCUCUCUGACUGGCUCAAGGAGCUGGCCGUGGAGAGGUUUGUCUCUCACCACCACGCGCUGGGAACAAACAAACCGGAGACGAUUCUGAUCAACGGCCGGGGACGACCCGCCGGUCACCACCGGAACAGCUCCCACACGCCGCUCACUGAGUAUGUCGUCGAUAAGGGGCUGCGCCACCGCCUGAGGCUGGUUAGCAACGGAGUGAUGAACUGCCCGCUGGAGGUGUCCGUGGACGGCCACCGCCUGACCGUGAUCGCCUCGGACGGCAGCGAUGUGGAGCCCGUGGAGACUGACUCCCUCGUCAUCUACGCCGGCGAGCGGUAUGACGUAAUACUGCACGCCAACCAAGCACCGGGCGUCUAUUGGCUGAAGGUCCGCGGCCUGAUGGACUGCGACGAGCGUUUCAGCCUCGCUCACCAGGUGGCGGUGGUGCGAUACAGGGGGUCGCCGCAGGUGGUACCCGAGCAGGAGAUCGACUACUGGGCCACCAAACGCCCGGGCAAGCAAGUGUCACCCUUCAACGACGCGGACCAGACGCCGGAGAAGGUGCCGGUGAGUGCGCUGACGGCGCUGGCGCUGGAUGACGUCACGUCGGUUGAGCACGCCGACGUCAAGUUCUACCUGGACUACGACUUCAACCAAGUUGACAACAAGCACUUCCACGACGAGGAGCAUUACUCCGUUUUCAGCGUGGAGCACCACCUGCAGAUGCUGACACCGCAGUUCAACAACAUCUCGCUGCGGCUGCCGGUGGCGCCACCUUUAAGCCAGCCGGACGAUCUGAGCGCCACCUGUAACUCGAGCACGGCGGGCGACUGUCAGCGCGAGUACUGCGAGUGCACGCACGUGCUCAACAUCCCCCUGGGCGCCGUGGUCGAGCUGUUCUUCAUCGAUCGGGGGUUCACCUAUGACGCCAACCAUCCCCUGCACCUGCACGGCUACGCCUUUCGCGUGGUGGCGAUGGAGCGGCUGGGUCGCCAGGUGACGCGCCAGGCGGUGGUGGAGCGGGACCGGGCCGGCCUCGUGCCGCGCCGCCUCCACCGCGCACCGCUCAAGGACACGGUCACCGUACCCGACGGCGGGUACACGGCCGUCCGUUUCCACGCUACCAACCCGGGCUGGUGGCUUUUCCACUGUCACAUGAACUUCCACGCCGAGGUUGGAAUGGCAAUUAUCUUCCACGUUGGAGAGCGGGAACACCUGCCCAAAACGCCACGAGGCUUUCCAACGUGCGGCGGAUUCAUGCCGCACUACGAGUACAGCUCGUCGCCGGAAGAGGGCACUGACAAACGCCAGUCGGGCGCGGCGAACGUGACCGGUCCCCUUCUGUCUGUGUUGUGGUUGUCGCUGCUGACUUUGUUUGCGAGUGCCUUAUGAACGGCUAGUAUCGCGGUGCCAUUACGCGUGCGUGACUUUGUCAUAGGUAUUUUAAGUGAACUGUACAAAUGUAUGCCUAACACCGGUGAGAGCUGUGCGUACCUAGUGCGACGUCGCGUUUUAUAUCCCAUAUGACCCGCAUAAUGUGCGUGUGCUAAAGCUUUCCUGUCGUGUCGGUUCUAAGGUGGUCCCGUCUUUGAAUCGUCAUGAAAGCAAGGCCACAGUCGUUCGGUUUAUGAACAUUAGUGUUUGGUGUUUGGUGGUGGCUUGGUGCCAAGGCGUUUGUAGGUAAACGUAACUUAUUCGGAGAUUUUGUGUGAAUGGGCGAAAAAGCUCGUGUUAUGAUGCCUGUAUUGUGUAUUCCUGGUCGUAAAACACCUCGUUCGUAAAUAACAUUCCUUGAAUGCGUAUUGUAUGUAUUCAUGAA
Messenger RNA from Pollicipes pollicipes, 2809 nucleotides. RefSeq names its product laccase-1. Bases 523 to 2382 code for a protein of 619 amino acids. The transcript is spliced from 10 exons. Gene Ontology annotation, biological process: iron ion transport. Gene Ontology annotation, molecular function: copper ion binding; oxidoreductase activity. Gene Ontology annotation, cellular component: plasma membrane. The record is from RefSeq and is a predicted model, not a curated record. NCBI's taxonomy places the organism in Eukaryota, Metazoa, Arthropoda, Thecostraca, Pollicipedomorpha, Pollicipedidae.